GCAGCCAUGAUGAGGCAGAUGCGGAUCUUGCAAUGGGAUUUCGCCUCAUCUGCUUGAUCUACGCACGGUGGAGCAGUCUGAAGGUCAUCGUAUGAAUUAUUCGCGAUGGUAGCUCCUCCACUGGACGUCGAGCUCAUCGACAAGCUGGUGGGCAAGUGGCGGAAGCGGUCACACAAGAAGCUCGUCAUCGAAAUCACCCAGGUACGCACACAAACACUCACACAUCAUAGACGGAAUGCCAGAUCAGGCUGAUGGCAGCGCAGCGCCCCAUAUGAAUGUGUGUGUGUGUGUCGACGCAUUGCUGCAGGCCAAGGACAACCCCUCUCUGCUGUUGUUCCACGACCCCUCAGCAGCAUCCGGCUCUCUCCUCUCGUGGGGCUCUCCCACCAGGCCGGAAGGGGCGCCCAUCGAGAUCCAGACAGAUGACGACGGCGAGCCCUUUUUCCUUGUCCAAUGGGCAGAGAAGCGUUGGGGUGUGGCGAGGUUCACCCUGGGAAGCCGGGAGGACGAGAUGAUGGAGAAGAGGCAGCACCACUGGGACCGCUUUGAGAAACCCAGCAGAAUUAAGGUCCCAAUGCACCCACACCCACAAGCCACACCCAAGCCACGGAAGACUGCUCAUGAGGCCAGCACCGCCACCACCAUCGGCAGCGGCAAGGUCACAGGCGGCGGGAAGGAAUCCUCUGUGCCGUCCCCUGUGCCACAAUCCGUCCAGCUUGUGGAUGACGACGUCGAAGGAAGCGCAGACGGAGGAGAGGACGAGGAGGAGGAUGGAUCGCCGCUGCUCGAGCCGCCCACCGACGAGCCAAGCGAGGCUCCCUUGUGGCGUGACGCGGUAUUUCAGGCCGCAUAUGGGCUGGCGGAUGAUGCAGCCGAGCCGCUGGGUCCGUCAGAGGCACUCCAGCAAGCCGUCCAGGCUCUUGAAUUCGCCAGUGAGUCGUACACGCAUCUCGCAACGGCCCUCCCGGCCCCCUACGCAGAGGAUGCAGACGGCGUGGCCGGGCGAGUGCAGCCUUUCAUUACCAGUGUCAGCGGCGAGCUGCGGCAGGUCCUCGACAGCUGCCGGUCCCUGACGUCGAGACUGCUGCCGGUCAUCUCGGCGGGGGCGAAGCACCACACGGCCUUCUACACUUACGUGGUAGAAGUAGUGGCCCGUCUGCGACAGCUGGCCAGUGGGGGCAAGGGAGGCAUCUUGGUGGCGCCUGUUGGCUGGCUGGCCAAGGGAGAGUCGGCUGACAGCGAUGAUGCUUCGGUGAGGCUGGUGUAUCUCGUCAUCACCAAGGCCGACAACUCACAAGGCCCCCCGAACGAGAGCUUCUUCGACGUGUCGGUCAUCAGCUCGUGCGACAGCGCCCUUGGCUACCACCCCGUCACCGCUGAGGCGACACCAGCAACAGCACAGCUGCUCUACCUCACCCCUCUGCCGUUGAGGCACAUCAAAGCCGAGCGGCUCAUCGACGGCAACUUUUGGACUUUAGUGCUGCGGCUGCUGGUGCAUCCACAGCCAGACGAGGAGCAGGCGCGUAUCCUCUAUGACAUCCUCCUCCCAUCCGCCACACACACACCCGGCCUCUACAGCAGCGAGCACGGCAAAGACGAGGCACUCCUCUCCUGGUCACCCCCACCGCCCGUCAAGGACGACCCCACCAACACCCACCUGACCACGCUGCUGGUGCGCGAGACCCUCUUGGCUCUCGGCCUGACGAGGCAGGAGGCCGCACACCUUUCCUGCAUCAACGCAUGGGCCAUGUGCGAGCGGCUCACACAGGACAUCACCAAGCACUCAGUGACGCCGAGAGACGCCGCUCUGCUCAGCCAGGCCGCUCGGCACAUCGCUGUAGGUGUGGCAAAGGCCACCCAGCAGUCGACAACGGAUGGGGGGCAUCACACACGGUGCAGAAUCCCACUGGAGGGCCGGCACCUGGCUGCACUGCACGGAGCGCUCGAGCGGCUGAAUGACUAUGUCGAGCAGCGGUCUCUGCACCGGACGGAGAGGCGCGUGCUGGGAGGGCCGACAGUGAGGGCGGACGACGGGUGCAGUGACGUACGUGUGGCCGGCUGGGAGGAGUUCGACCUGAUGGGCGGCUUUCGGCGUGACGAAGACGUCGACAAGCUGGCUGGCGAGGCGAAGGACCCCCCCGUGCUGGUGCCUGUGCAGCUGACAGACAUCCCUGAGAAGGUGGGUGAAACAAAGGACACCCACACCCGCGGCCUCGUCUCUGUAUGUAUGUUUGUGUGCAUCCUUGUCUGCUGGCUACUUCAGGUGGUGACCUUCGCUGACGUGUCCACAACACUGCGCAAAUGCGUCCGCGUGUGCACGCUGCUGGCCAACCAGCGGUGUGACAUCGACAAUUCGGCUGCAUUCCGUCUGGCAUUGAUCCAGCACCUCGUCACCAAGGUGCUGCCCGUUCCGUUGCCCCUAAGCGCCCCGGAUCGUCCGGCCAAGUGUUUCUGGGCGUCACAGCAGAUCACCAGAGCGGUGCAGCACGAUAUCCUGCGGUGAGUUGGCUAUGCUACUGAUGCACUGAAUGAGGUGCAUUGCUGUCUCGUGUCGUGUGGGAGGUGCUGCAGCCACUUGCACCUGAUCGGCCUGCAUCUCGUCACCGCGUCUCUUUCAGUCAUCCCAUCACGGUGACCAACCACCCCAGAAAGCUCCUCCAAUCAACCAGUGCACCCAUCGAUGUGCUCUUCCUUCAUUGGCUCGUUCGUCAGGCCCAUCGAUGCGUCUCGGCUCACAUCGCUGGCCGCCCUGGCCACACUGGCCGACGCCACCGUGCGGUUGAUGGCCACCGACGACCCGUCAGGUCUCUCCCGCCACUACGGCGGCUACCCCGACGGCCGUCCCUUCUGGUUCGACCUGACCGAGUUCGCCUCAGAGAGCGAGUACUUCAUGUACGCCGAGCCGCACCUCGCCAUUGUGCGCUGGCAGGUGAGAGACCUUACCUGACCCAAACACACACACACACACACACCACGUGUAUGUGUGUGGAGUGUGCGCUGGUGCGUGCAGGUGCUGGAGUACCUGACAGAGCUCAAGGGGCUGUCGGCUACGUCGUCCGUUGGGAAGCAGCUGUUUCGUUUUGAGGAUGGGAUGGCGUUCGACACGGGCACAGCGGAGCUGCUGAACCGGCUGGCAGUCGACACGGCCUUCUCAACCGAUGAGACCGAUCUCGCUCAGUACUACACGGGCGAGAAAGGCGGCAUUGCGACCCUUUUCCCAGAGCUAGGAUACCUCCGCGACCUGGUGAGUGAGUGGGAUUCACACACAGAUGACCCUGUGGUCAUCUGUCAUCUGUCCUCACACGUGUCUGCCGGCCUUCUGCAGGUGUUUUAUUUCAAGGCUCUCCUCAACCCCACCAGCGACCAGCUGCCCGCCAUCCGGUCGUGGGACCCCGAAUCGGCCGCCAUCCAGUGGUCCUACACACACGCCAACAAACAGGGCAAGCUCGCCGCCUUCGCAUUCGACAAGUCCCUCGAGUGCGCCAGAUUUCAGAAGGACGACUACUACGAGAGGAGGUCGUCAGUGUGGUCCCGGAUGUGGGAGUGGGUGGGGCUUGGGAAGGCACCCCGUGUGCCGCCGAGCAAGGCAGACCCGGCGACGCUGCUGCCCAAGCCGCAGAAGAUCGAGAGUGAAGACGAUCUGCUGCAUGUGAGGGAUAUGCCGACGUUUGGUGGCGAGGCCGGGCAGAAAGGCGGGCUGAUUGGGGAGGCCCUGUCGGAGCAGCUGCUGAGCUUCCUCACGGUACCGUAUCUGCGCAUUCCCCUCGUCAUGACGUUCCUGGCCGACGCGGGCAGAGUGGACGCACUCACCGACGCAAAUCUGCAGGUGUGAAGACAACACACUUUCCCACACACAUAAUAUGGAUGGUUGCAAGCCUGAUGUGUACUGUCUCCCUCUUUGCGUGUAUCUGUGCAUCAUCAGGGUGUGGUCGCAGCGGCCUUAUUCGAACCGGGCGGCUGGUGCUCCUCAUCUAACCCCUCUCCCCCCACCCAGGUGCCCACCCUCUCCGCUGCACACAUCGCCACGCCGCUCGGCCUGCUGCUCAACGAACUCACACACAGCCCCGCCACGACACUCACAGCCAUCGACAGGCUGCUCCAACUCGCCAUGGACAAAGACACCGGCAGAUACAAGAGCCCCGCGUGCCGUCUGCUGCUGUUCGUCGUGCGCAUCAUGGCGAGGGUCUUGGCGUUUGUCAAGGUGGUGAGAGAGCGGAAUCGAGAGGGCAAGAACGACGGCCUGCUGGCCGAGUGGGAGAAGAGGGCGACAGAGCAGCUGACAGGGGUGGUGGCGAGGCUGCUGGCGGCUCUUGCGUUCCGGGCGGUGCAGGACCAGCAGAUGGGAUAUGCCUGUGCGAUCCACGCGCACCUCGUCUUGAUCUUUUGCCGAGAGAUGGGUGACGCCCCAUCUGUGGCAGCCUUUGUCAGCAGCCUGGUCUUCGUCAUGACCCACCACCGGUUGAGCAUCGACGUGGCCGAGGGCAGCACCGUCAAGCGCGCUGCAGUAUCAUCGGACGAGGACGCCGCCGCGUCUCUCAUGGGGCUGCCCGAGUGGGAGCUGAUCGAGGUGUUCCAGACAUCUCGCCACUCCCUCAUCGCUUUCAUGAAGACCAAUCCCACUCACCGCAACACAAUCCUCGAGCAAUGCGUGCAGCUGGUCAGCUUCGCCUCUGGCGGCCCUCUGCUGGCCGACGCCGGCAGCAGCAGCAGCGACGCCGGGGCACGCUCCUGGGUCCAGCCGCUCAUCCCUACACACUGGGAAGGCCGAUUCGUCCCGCAGAACGAGCUGCCUCCUGCUGUCCGCGAAGGCCGUGUGGACGUCGCAAUGCAGGGUGGCUCGUACGAGUCUUGGCUCAAGCAGCGGGUUGGCCGGCUGUCCGACUCUGAGAUGAACCUGCAGUUGGGCGACUUCUCUCUCCGCAGUCAGCAGAUGAAGCUGCUGGGGCCGUGGGUGAACUCGUUUGCCGAUUUCCGCGCACUGUUCGGCGGUGUGGGGGCUGACAAGGCGUUCCAGUGCGCCGAGGUGCGGCGUGCCACCAAGCGGCUGACACUGCAGCUGGUGGCCGAACGAUACACUCUGGAGGUGGGACAGACAGACAGAGGAAGGGAGAGAAAUGUGUGGAUGUCCCUGCUGUGUGUGGUUCAUUCAGAAAUGGCGUGCCCCUGACGGCCCGGCCAGCUUGCCCAGUGGCUUCAAGAAGAGGUACCGUGUUGGUGGCCGUGGCCUGACGGCGGCACACAGAUGGGCACUGCCACUGCUGGACCCCUUUAUCAAACGAUACCUCACAAGUAGGUCGUCGAGUCAACCAACAAAGAGAGACCAGACCCCCUUUGAUCAACCUACCUUAUGUGUGCGUGCAGACCUCCCGGUGUAUCUCUCAUCCGAUCAUGUGUCCGACCCCACCACUCUCCGGCUCGCCUUCCUCGCCACCCACACCACCACACACAAGGACGCCCGGGGCAACACGCACAAGACCACACACACCCGCCUGCGCGAGAUCCACCUCAAGCACACCCACGACGACAGGUCUCCCUUCCUGGAGCUCUAUGACGUGCAGGAGUGCGGCCGCCGUCACUACCGCUCGCUGGUGUACUCGACCAACGCGUCCAUGACGCUUCACAACCCCUCACCAGUGGCCAUCUUUCACAGCGGUCGGUACCCAGUGCUGCAGGGGGGUCUGCCCGCGCCAGUGGUGCCGAAGAGUGACGAGAGCCUGGUGAUCCAGCGGACUGUGGGGGAUGUGGUGCAGGAAUACGUCCCACCGAGGUUCCUGGCUGGUACGCACAGGGGGAGAAAGAUCGCCACCGUAUGCGCACAAAGGUGCCUUGGUGUCCCAUUUCAGGUUUGCUGCCGAGUGCCCUGAUCGAGGCAUACGAGUUCUGGCAGAAGGUGGGGCAGGGGGUCAAGGAGCUCAUCGGCUACCAGCUCCCGCACAGCAGAGAACGCUCCCGCACUCCGUCGAUCCUACUCGUGACCGUCCAUCCCUCACACACACACGCCUUCCGCUCCACGGCCACCGUCACGCGCCACACGACCACUCUGCCCCCGGCCGGCCACCUGGGGAUGGACCCAGCAGCUUCUCGGGCAAUCGAUGGCCGCCCACUUGUGUGGGAUGAGAUUGACAGAGAGGGGGAGGCGAUGGUGCUGAUGAACGCGCAGAGGGUGAUAGGUGGCCGGGAUGACUGCCCGCUGAAGCGGCUGCUGAUGGUCGUGAUGCGCCUGGAGAACCUGUCGCACGUGCUGGUGUGGCGGGAGAAAGCCGGUGGGGCGUAUGUGGUGGAGAUGCCGCGAGUGGACCUGACUUUCACGGGCAGCGGGGAUGGCAAUGGGGCCUUCUACUGCGAGCAGCAUAGUGGAUUGUUCGUCAGCCGGAUGGACCCGCUCUCGUGUGACAGGACGCGACGGCUGCUCGCCGGCCUUCCCAACGUCAUUCUGCUGGUACACACAUGCACAACACACAUACGGUUCCUUGGUGUUCCAUGCCUAUGGCUCUGUGUGUGCAGGAGAGUUCUCACGAGGAGUUGUAUCUGCUUAUGGCUGCGACGGGCAAGCCGAUCAGGGUGCGGGAGACAGUCGACAUUCUGUUCAAUCGGGAGGACAGUGAGUGGGGGGAGGCGGGUAUGCGGCACUUCCUGUACCCCAUCCACGUGUCGCGGACGUUCGUCUUCAUCCCCACUGCCGAGGCGUCCCUGUGGAUGCUCCUCAUGAGGCUCAUGAGUGGCCAAUACGAAGAGGUACGCACAAGGGGUGGUUGAAGGCUGGAAGAAACCACGCCCCAACCUUCUUCUUUGUUGCGCGUCUGCAGGUGUUCUCUCUCUCCGAGACGGCGUGUGUGGUUGACGGCACCCUCACCGACGCACAGCAGCUGCUCUGGGACGCCUUCAUGCACACCCUCACCGACCGCCCGCCGUUCCCCCACCCAGACAUACACGCCCUUCGCCUAAAGCUCCUCCUCAACGCUCGUGCGGCAGGCGCGCCGGCACGCCUUUUCGCCCCCAUCUCGGCAACCACCGACGUGCGCUCGUCCCUUCUGGCGUACGUCCGCAACGCGCGACACAUCAGUGCGGAGUGUCGGCUGACGGCGGAUGAGCAGUCGACGCUGUUUGCCUAUGUGGGUGCGUCCAUGGUGGGCGACAUCGAGCUCGUCAACCGCCGGUCGCUUCUAGACGCCGUCAAGCCACGGGUGCAUCGAUCGCUCUCUGGGGCGGGCAUGUCACUGGGAGGGGCCGUCAGGGAGGUACGCAGAAGGAGAAACACCCACUCGUUUGCCAUCUCUCGCUCACAGUUGGGUGUCUGUCGUCUCUCUGUGUCAGGUGGACAUCAAGUACCCAUCUCUCCCGGCCCUCCAUCCAUUCGACCGACCAUCACGCGGCGACGGGCAGCUCUCCCUGGGCUCAUGGCUCGACCAGGCCCUCGCCUCUGUGGGUUCCAUCGGCAUCAUCGAUCCCGCCCGACCGUCGGAGGGGCAGCACGAAGGGCCGGGUGCCAUCGAGUGGCUCGACGCUCUCAUGGGCAGCGGGGGCGCGGGGUGUGUCGGGCUGAGGCAUUUCUUUGUUUUCUAUGACCUCAUGACGUCCAGGCUCCCCGUGCGAAUCCUCCCGGAUGACUCCUCCCACAAGUUGGGUGGGCUGCUCCUGAGGUUCCUCCCACCCAGGUCAAUGACUGACAUGACACACCACAUGAGGACAAAAGGGCCUCAUUUUCUCGUCCGUGUCGCCGUGAGUGCAGGGAUUUCUCCGCCGACAGCGGGCUCACAUCGGUGCUCCGCGCCAUGGCCGCCGACCCGUCCUUCGCCAAAUCCAUGCCCAUCCGCAAGACGGAGGAAGACAACAAGGAUCCCGGCAGCGGCAGCAAAGCCAAGAAGGACACCCCCAUGGCGGCCAUAACGUCGUUCUUCAACGUGGGCGCCAAGAAGGAGCGGCUGCAAGCAUUCUUCGCCGACCUCAGGAGAGCCAUCGAGACGGCAGAGAGGCCGGCGAGUGACGAUGUGGCCGAGAUGAGUGCCUACGUGCCGCCUCGAAAGGUCUUCGUGAGGCCGUUCGACCACCCCAGCAACCGGUAGGUGGGGUGAUGGGAGGGGGCAGAACAGGCGUCACAGAUCUGCGUGUGCUUAUGUGGGCAGUGAGUUCUGGUACUGCUAUCGCGGCGGAGACAAUGCAUGUGGCGAGCGGGUGAUCGAGCCAUUCUCUGUCGACCACUCUGAUAACGGUGUGCAGAAUACCCAACAAAUACACACGCGUGUGCAUUUUUCUCCCUCUUUACCUCUAUCAGGUGCUUCUUACCACAUCGAUGCGGCCCUCCUGCAUGCCCUGUUCACCAAGCCGAUGGCACCCAUCGACCUGUCGGCGUAUGUCAACCACGUGACGCAGAGUCAGCUGGGCCACGACAAGGUGUCCGCUGUGAUGCCCUUCCACCUGUCCAAUCAUUCUGUGGCCAAGACGCCAGUGGCUGUGGAGAUGAGGAGACGACUCAAGGUGGAGAUGGAUGGGCCGGAGAGAUGACGAGCCGGAAAUGGCUCAUGCAUGUAUCAUGUUUGUUUGUACGUUUGCUGAACUUCAGGACGAUUUGUGUGUGUAUGCUGAUGGGGUGAACAAGGGCAUGACGCCCGUGCUGAUCGGCCUCAUGGAGACGGAGAUCCCAUCCACUCUCCAAAACGGUACAGCACACGACAUCACAUCACACCACACCACCCCAUCUCUCUACGCGUCUCUUCGUCUGCUUCGCACCAUCAGAGUUAGCCCUGACCAACGUGCUGCAGCGGCUGAAGACCCUCUAUCGGCAGCUGACGGCAAUGCGGCAACAAGACCAGAAAAGAGGUGUCGACCUGAUGCAGCGCGCCGUGCGGCUCGCCAACAGAUGCUGCGAGACAUCACGUGAAGAGGCCGGUGGCCCAGACGUGCGCAAACACGCCCUUGCGCUUGCCAAGAGCGGUGGCCACGAGCCCAGCCUGGCUUUUGACGCCCUGGUGGCCCUGCUUACCAGCCAGCAGGCCACAUCCACCCUGCAGUGCAUCAACCCCCUCCUCUCCCCCGAACAGCACACGCGGCUUCUCUCUCUCACUGCUGUGGCCCUGCUGCUCAUCAACCGCACCUCGCAAAGCGACAGGUGCCUCCGGUCCUGUGCUGGGCUCAUGCGGCUGCUCGCCAGCGACGGCACAGAUAGGAGUGUGGACGCAGUGCGGCUGAGGGCGGGCGAGCUGGUUGGGAACCUGUGUGCGGAGAGGCACUAUGGGUCGGUUAUGAGCGAGGGGGGCGGCGUGCGAUACGACCCCCGGCUGCUGGUGUUUGAGUUCGCGAGCACCUUCCUGCUGCGUGAGGCGCAGACGAUACUCAUUGACAAGUUUGUGGGGGCGGCAUCAGGUGGUCAGUCGCUGUGUCACCAGAUGAUCAUGGGAGCUGGAAAGGUAACAAGAACAGAGCACUCGGACACUAUGGGUGGGUGCGUGUGUGACACGUGUAUCCAUCCAUCCUUGAUGCAGACGACGGUCGUGGGCCCGCUACUGUCCCUGUUGCUGGGCAGCGACAGGUCGCUGAUUGUGCAGGUGGUGCCUCAUGCAUUGCUCGAGUUCACCCGCAGCGUCCUGCGGGAGCGAUUCAGUGCCAUGAUUCGCAAGCCGAUCCUCACCUUCCACUUCGACCGGUACGACACGGUGACUCCCGAGCUGCUGAUGCGGCUGCAGAAUACGCGAGAGAAUGGGGGUGUAAUGAUAUGUGACCCGACCUCACUCAAGGUGGGUGGGUGGGUGGGUGGGGGGAGGUGCUGGCGUGGCUGUACCAUGUGUGUCCUUUCAGAGUUUCAUGCUCAAGACGGUGGAGCUGCUGCUGUCGCUCGACCGACACGCAAAGGUAGGUCGGUGGGCAUCUGCCUUGAUCGCCAGUAUGUCAUGUGUUUGUCGGGUGUGUCGGUCUGUCAGGUGAAGCAGCAGCUGGCCAUGAUGCAGGAGGGCACCGACACCGACGACUCAUGGGGCCUCGGCAAACUCGCCGGCAGCGUCGAGGCGGGCAUCAGGAAGCUCGUCGGCAUGGGCAGCAAUGACGCGCUAAAAGAGGCCAAGAAAGGUCAGCUGCAUUCUAGCUGUUGAUGCACCAACAGCCGUCCUUUUCUCUUCGCGUGUGUUGUGUGUUUUCAGGUCUGUUGGCGGCUGUGUUUGGCGACGCUGAGCUGAGCGGUGUGCGUGACGAGGUGUCGCUGUGCUUCGACAUCCUGAUGCUCUUCCGCUCAUCCACGCUCAUACUCGACGAGGUCGACCUCAUCCUACACCCACUAAAGAGCGAGCUAAACUGGCCUAUCGGUAACACCGACAAUGCACAGAUGGUCUCCCCCACCUCACGUGUGUUGUGAGUGAGUAUGGUUGGUAGGUCUGAAGUACCCGCUGGAUUUCACCCGCCCCGACCCCUCACACAAGAAGGACAAGCGGGCCAGUGACGGUGUGAAUGCGCCGCUCGAGCUGGGUGUGAGGUGGCAGAUGCCGUGGCACCUGCUCGACGCCAUAGUCUUCUGCCAGACGGGCAAGAUGACCGUCAACUUCCAAGACAGCAGGUGAGUGACGACACCAUCAACACGCUGAUACAUGCCUGCAUACCCGUUUCUGUCUGUGGUGUGUGUUGGUCUCAGCGAGGCGCUCCGUCUGCUGCAGUCCAUCCGCGAGGCCAUCAGCCAUGCGGCCGAGGGCGGCCUGCUGCAGCGCACCCCCCACCUGAUCCUUCUCUCCACCUCAUUCUACCACGCCACUCUCAAGCCCCUCCUUGCCAAGUGGCUGUUCUUCUUCCUGCGUUCCAAGCGGCUGACGGGCAUCAACGACGAGACGGCCCUGAGGUACCUGACGGGGGCGGAGGGCGAGUUGACGCGUGACGAGGGGAUGAAGGCGACGCUCGAAAGGGGUCUGAGCGACUUCCACAUGAAGAUGCUCAACCUGGGGAGGGAGUGGCUGCACUCUCUCAUGCCACACGUACUCGCCAAAGUCAACCGAGUCAGGUCGGUCAGGGGGCGAAAUGAGGAGAGGGGCCGAGGGUAUCUCCUGCUCUGUCUGUGUGUCUUCAUCAGUUUCGGCUACCUUCGUCCAGCGGACAUUGUCCGUCUGCAGAAUGACCAGCCGCUGAUGCCCCGGUCUCGGCGGCUGCUGGCAGUGCCGUUUGUGGGCAAGGACGUGCCCAGCCGCGCGAGUGAGUUCUCUCACCCCGAUGUGGUCAUUGGCCUCACCAUUCUCGCCUACCGCCUCGACGGCCUGCGGAUGGACGAUUUCCGCCAGGUACGCAACAGAACCACACACCUGACUCCCUCAUGUCACUGUCGUUUCGUGUUUUCUCAGACGAUGAGCGGCCUCAAGCAGACGCUCGAGCAGCAGGUGGGCCCUGUCGACAAGCGCCCUGCGUCACUUAAGUUCAACAAGUGGGUGGACAAGGCAGGAGGCCGCGUGAGGGGCAGCAAGCCGUCGUCAGCGACACAGGGGCUCCCCCCAACAGCCCCCGCCACCGCCCCAAUCCCUGCCAGCGCCACGUUGGAUUUCGACCCGAUGCGUGUGUGGCCGCUGGCGUUGAUCGACCUGGGAGAUACGGAGCAAAUGGACGCGUUGUAUGGGCUGCUGCAGCACGAGAGCAGCGUCAUCUGGGGGUACCUGCACGAGUACGUCUUCCCCGUGUGUUUGGAGCACACCACACUCCAGCUGAGUGCUUGUGGGCAAGAUUUGGGCGGUUCGAACCUGUUCGGCACACGGCUGGGCUUCUCAGGUAUCUAUGGCACACCCGCUCUGUGCUUGCUUGAUUCAGACACGUGUGUGUGUGUGUGUGUGUAGGCACGCCAUCCAAUUUGAUCCCUCGCGAGCUGGGACUGUGUCAGUACGAGCAGGGGACGGACGGUAAGUGACAGGAGAAGAGACGGACUCAGUCAGCUGGGAAUCUUGUCGGUCAGGUAAGAUCCUCACGCUGCUGACCUCACCCCGGGUGGUAACCCACACGACCCUCGAGCAGGGAUGGGGUGUGGCGGCCAUUCUCAAGCGAGUGGCCAACGGGGGAUUCCACGCGCUCAUCGACACAGGUACACAGCACAACUAUACAUAGAGGAAGCAUGGACAUGCUGUGUGCCGUGUGAUGUGCCUGCAGGUGCGCUGAUAACGGGUCUGUCCAAUUUGGAGGUGGCUCGCCGUCUGCUGGCUGCCGGGCUGAAAGGGCACGAUGGUGUGGUGUUCCUGGACAGCCAGGACCGGCAGAUGGUGCUUAUGAGAGAAGGAGGCAAAGUACUUCCUCUCGCCCAGUGCGGCCUCUCGUGGGACAAGCGUUUCACCUUCUACGAUCAAGUACGCCGGGAUGCAUGGUCCAUCCAUCCAUUUGCUCGCUUCUCAUGUUUCUUUCUGUGCCAUCAGAUCCACACGACCGGCAUGGACAUCAAGCAGGCCAUCUCUGCUCGUGCCGCUCUCACUAUCGGCAAAGACAUGACGCUGCGGGACUACAGCCAGGGGGCCUUCCGCAUGCGCGGCAUCGGCAAUGGCCAGACCCUCCAGGUACUCAUCCCGCCAGAGGUCGCUCGCCUCAUCGCCGAAGCAGCAUCCAUCGACCCCCCAUCCCUCGCCACCCUCUCGGCUGCUGACGUGCUCUCCCACACAGCGGGUUGGCUGACGCUGCAGAGCAUGCGCAGCGAGAAGAUGCAGUUCGACCUCCUGUGCGAGCAGGACCUCUGCAACGUGUGGCGGCGACGGGCGUUCGAGCUCCUGCGCGAGGGCCACGACCAGGUGGGGAGCAGCGCGUCCCUCCUCUCUCGUGAUAAGGCCCCCCACCCCCUGGCCCUCGCCGUCGACACUUUUCGCGACCGAAUUGACUUCACCGUCCCCAACACUGUGGAGGCGAGUGAGGGUCUUGGCGAGAAGCUGCGAGACCUGAUGCAGGAGAACGACAGGAUUCUCACCGAUGAGGACCGCCAGACGUGUGGCCUUGUGCUGCGGCGGAUGGAGGGGGGCGGGGAGGGGGCGGGGAGGAUGGGCGGGGUCAUGUACACGUCAGAGCUGGUCCAGCAGCAGGAGGAAGAGCAAGAGAAGGAGCAGGAACAGGAGCAGGUGGGCAGGCGGGCGGGCGAAUGGGGCACAUAUAUUGACGCGGUUCUUUCAUCCAUCGAUUGUGUCGUUUUGUGGUGUGUGUCGGUUGGUCAUCGCUGCAGGAGCAGGAGGAAGAGAAGGAGAAGGAAGAAGAGAAGAUGACCGAGCCAGAGGUGGCGCUGCCUCUCAAGUACUCACGAGACGACGAAAACCCCAUCCCCUGGCCCAUCACCGCGCUGUCACACCCACCGGCCCACAGUGGUGCGCCACCCUUCUACCCGCUUUCAGAGUUUGCCGUGCUCGUGAAACUUCUCCAGAAGCCGAAGCCGCUGGACUUCCCACACCAUCUGUCCCUCUCACAGGUGGGCACAACACGCGACCACACACCAUUGCAGCUGGCCGCAUCUCUGUCCAUGUGUGGCUGUGCUUUGCAUGUGUGUGUAUCAGAACCACUAUCGUCAGAAGUGGUCUCUGCAGACCUUCCGCCGGCUGAAGAACGUGCUGGUGGUACUCGAGUGGAUCCCAGACACUACCAAGCUGGGCAGCGAUGUGGACAGAGAUGAGGGGCAGAACGAGCUGACGGACGAGCAGGAGGAUCGACUUCGGAAGGCCUUCGAGCUCUUCGACACUGACAACGAUCGCACCAUCGAUAGGGGGGAGCUGGUGCCGCUCCUUCGCGCCAUGGAGAUGGAGGCAAGGAGCGCACAAACACGAGAGAGGAAGCCACCGUGCAUUCAUUCAGGUACAUACAUGCCUGGCCGCUUCAUGUGUGCAGGUGGACGACUCUAUGGGGACAGAGAUAGUGCAGCUGAUCAAGAGCCGCCUGGCCACCGACGGUCAGUCCCCCACCUCCGUCACUUCACUCUCGUUCGACGAGAUCCGCACCGCACUCGCCGACAGACGACUCCUCACAGCACAGGAGGGCCGGCAUUUUGUCGUCCUCUCUCUCGCCGAGGCCCAGACGAUUCGUGUGGCCCUGCACGCCACCAAUGGCCGCAUGCCAGACGGCAAUGUGGCCUUCGCCCUACGGGCAUUGCCAUGUGGGUUUGUGGCUUUCGACUCGAGUAGCGGAUUCGGCGAUUGGAAGCGUGGUGCCAAGGCCCUGGUGAAGUACCAAGAGGAGAGCGCGGCUCAGUGCUGUCGGUUCGUCAACUCGGAGCACUUCUACACGCCGAAGCAGCUGGCCAUCCUGUUGCGGGCGCUCCAGCCCAACGACUGCAAAGCCCGACAGACAUUCUUCCUGGAGGUGAGUACAGCAUCACAGUACCCACCAAACCAAAGCUUUUUGUUCUCAUCUUUCCUUCUCUUAUCAGGUCCGUCGCUGCCGGCGUCGUGCGCAGCUGCCGUGGGAAGACACACCUCUCGCACAGCUGUUUGCCACGGCAGACGACUUUGCCGCUUUGAAGCUGAAGGCCGUGGGUGCGCGUGUGCGGCAGCGGCUGUACGAGAGGGGCAUGAGCCUCGCCGACGCAUUCAUGGCCUUCGACCACAACAGAGACGGUGGGGAAGAGGGAGAAGGGGAAGGGGAGACGGCAAGGUUUGGGUGUGGACUGUAUGUACUGUGUGCUGGCUGUGGUGUGGUGUGGAUGUAUUGUGUAGGUGUGUUGAGUGGGGCCGAGCUGUAUGGUGGGCUCAAGUGGCUGGGCGUGCCGCUCACGCCCGAGGAGGUGCGGGACGUCAUCACCUUCGUCGAUCACGACGCCAACGGAUUCAUUCAACAGGUGACAACAAAAGGCAACAACAAACAUCACUUGGCGCAUCCAUCCAUCCAUUCUCCAUCCUUGCAAUAUGUAGGCUGAGCUUCUGGAUGCCUUCGGCGUCUCGUCCUCCUAUCUCCUCACCGACGAGACCUCCAGCACCACCCUCCCGUCGCCCACUCUCCGUGUUGAGCACGCACAAGCAGCAGCGCUACGCCCUGCUGCACUUCCCCGCCCUCCCGCCUCCCCCGCCGCGACCCACCAGAUCAUCCCGGUGGCGGUGCCCGGCAUCCAUGAGGCCCUCGGCGCCUCCCACGACCCAGCACAAGUCAUCGACAGCGGCUUGCGGCGCCUGCAGGCCGCACUGGUCGAUCGGCUGGAGUUUUCCAUCGAACGCCACGACAGCUUCCACAAGGUGUGGACGAGUGAGGGCUCGACCAUGAUGAUGCCGACCGCCUUGUCGCUGUGGGAGCCUGACGAGCUCAAGGGGAGGCGAGUGGAGCUGAGAAAGAACCGACUGCGGCUGUGUGUGGGGCACUAUGCGUCGACACAGAAGGCGCUGGUUGUCGAGGCGCAUGAUUUGGGCAUCACUGUCUUCAACAAGCCGCGUGAGAUGACCGCCGCGCUGGAACUCAUUUGCCCUCAAGUCAUCCGAUUCAAACAGGUCCGUCCACCAAUCUUGAUCGACAUGCAGACGUGACGUACGUGUACGGAUGUCACGGUGCCUUCUGUGCGCGAGUGUCAUGCAGGUGUGGGCCAAUGAGCGAGGCUCUCAUCCCCUUUAUGUGUGGCGGGGGGUGCCGCCCUCUGAUGACUUUGUAACUCUGGGGCUGAUGGUGACCAGCAAGAGAACACCCCCAAAGCGGAGCCACCAGAGAUGCAUACCCAGAAAAUGGGUACGUCCACAGACACCUAUAAUCCGAUCAAGCAGUCUGUCUGUCUGUCUGUAUGCUUCUCUGUGUGCUGUGUGAUGUGUGUGCAGGUGCGUGUGCUGGACAGUGACAAGGUGUCAGCUGCGGCAGAGAGGCUGCUGGACAGCGAGAGUAUCGGGGCUGGCGCACGGCCCGGGUGCCUCUGGAGUGUCCCCCCGUAUGGCCUCCUGGCCUUCACAGAGCAGGAGGGGGAGGAGUUCUCCCAGCCUGCUUUCGCGCUGCCGAUGGCCUUCAAGCUGAAAAGUGCCGACAAGGCACAUGGCGGCGACGCCAUCCCAGAUGUGAUUGUCAGUGAGUGACUGACCAACCAAGUGAUCUGAUUGAUGAGUCUGUGUGUCCACGUGGUGUGAGGUGAGUGGCCUUUUGUGUACCUCGAGGAAGGGUGUGGUGUGUUGUGUCCACAUGGAAUACCAUCAAAUUCCCUGAGGGGAAGGGGAGGGGCCUGGCUGCCAGUGGCUGGUAUCUUUGCGCAGUGCAUUUAUUCAUUUUGUGUUGUCGAUCAGCAGUGUCGUGGAGCGAUUGAGUGGUAGUGUUUCGGUCCUGUGUGCGUGGAGGCUAGGUGGAGGCAAAGCCGUACAGCUACAGUGCUGUGCCUUUCUGGCCAGCGGCAUCUUACAUGUACCUCUCCCUUCAAGAUGGACAUGAAUCGUAUUCCAUGACAGAACAAAAAGAUCCGAGCGCAAGGGACAUGUGUGUCAUC
This is a messenger RNA of Vitrella brassicaformis, 16354 nucleotides long. The record is from the annotation of a GenBank genome assembly. NCBI's taxonomy places the organism in Eukaryota, Vitrellaceae.